AUGUCGUCUAGCAGAAGGUCGAGACAAGCAAGCUCAGCAUCGUCGAGGAUUAGCAAUGAUCAAAUUACUGAUCUUAUCUCCAAGCUACGACAGUCUAUUCCAGAGAUUCACCAGAACCGUCGUUCCAACACGGCGUCAUCAUCGAAGGUGUUACAAGAGACUUGCAAUUACAUAAGAAGCUUGAACAAAGAAGUCGAUGAUCUCAGUGAUCGUUUGUCCCAGCUUCUGGAAACCAUUGAUCCUAAUAGCCCACAAGCAGCCGUUAUUAGGAGCUUGAUUAAUGAAUAA
Molecule: messenger RNA, 288 nt
Organism: Eruca vesicaria subsp. sativa (arugula)
Lineage: Eukaryota; Viridiplantae; Streptophyta; Magnoliopsida; Brassicales; Brassicaceae
Source: the annotation of a GenBank genome assembly